Messenger RNA from Diabrotica virgifera virgifera (western corn rootworm), 1179 nucleotides. RefSeq names its product AN1-type zinc finger protein 1-like. Lineage: Eukaryota; Metazoa; Arthropoda; Insecta; Coleoptera; Chrysomelidae. Gene Ontology annotation, cellular component: cytoplasm. The transcript is spliced from 3 exons. Bases 368 to 1138 code for a protein of 256 amino acids. The record is from RefSeq and is a predicted model, not a curated record. Gene Ontology annotation, molecular function: zinc ion binding.
ACAUCUAUUAGGUGUAUGCUUAAAUCUUUGACAGAUAGAUGACAGAGAAGGAUGACAAACAAACAGGGUUUGACAGUUUGAAAAAAUAUUGAAUUUUGAAUUGAAUGUAAGAUGGACAGCCAAGUAGCAAUCGAAGGAUACUUUGUUGAUUUAAUAGACGACGCCUGGAGAUCAGAUACCCUUCCAGAAGACGACAUUGCAGUACCAACCUGGGAACUAGCAGAUCCAGAAGCUGAUUCAGGAGACAUUCAUCUGACUUUGAAAGAACAAGAACAGAAGUGGAGUGAUAUUAUGCUGUCUCAUCUUAGCGAGCAUCAAUAAUAGUUUGGAAUAUAAUCAUUACACUAAUUUUAUAAGUUUAGAUAUAAUGGAAUUGCCAGAUAUCGGCAAGCAAUGUGCACAUCCACAAUGCAAACAACUUGAUUUCCUUCCUUUAAAUUGUAAGUGUGGAAAAACCUUUUGUUCAGACCAUUUUACAAUCCAUGCGCAAGAAUGUGAAGUUUCAAAAAUUCUCUCUGAGGAUGAACUAAAGAAAAUAGAAAAUGUUUAUAUUUGUUCUCAUCCUCACUGCAAAGAACGGAGUAUUGUAGCUCUAAUAUGUAAAAGAUGUAAGCAACACUUUUGUGUUCAACAUAGACACUUGGCAGAGUGCAAAGAAAAAGAUGAAGAAACUUUGAACAAAGAAAAAGAGAAGUAUGCAGCUCCUGUAAGGAUUUUUAAUGAAGCUAAAGCAGUUGUUGACAAACAGGUAGAAAAAAAUCUAGCUGAUGCGAAAAAGAAACCAAAAAACAGAGAGAUGGCGAACAAAGUGCAGCUUAUGAAGAUAAAAAAUAAAGCUACAGGUCUUAAAACAAUUCCAACCGUUGAUCGUGUAUAUUUCAGUGUAUCCUAUUGUGAAAAGUCUUGUCCUGUGUUUGUUUCCAGCCAGUGGAGUCUUGGAAGAGCAAUCGAUGCUAUAGCUGAAGAAAUGAAAUUGCAGAACAACAAUAACAAAGCAAAUGAGAAGAAAUUGAGACUUUUCACAAAAGAGGAUAAUGUUAGUUUAUCAACUGAUAUGUCUGUUACGAUAAAAAAGCUUUUGGGAGAUAAAAUUCUUAUUGAUGGCGAUACUCUACUCAUUAAAUAUGUCGAUUGUUAAUUUUAAAUUAUAUUUGUUUGUAUUAAAAUGAUGUACAUUGA